Messenger RNA from Gracilinanus agilis (Agile Gracile Mouse Opossum), 1245 nucleotides. It is a transcript of the gene TEN1, whose product is annotated as TEN1 subunit of CST complex. The transcript is spliced from 5 exons. The coding region runs from base 343 to 750 and encodes 135 amino acids. NCBI's taxonomy places the organism in Eukaryota, Metazoa, Chordata, Mammalia, Didelphimorphia, Didelphidae. Gene Ontology annotation, molecular function: single-stranded DNA binding; telomeric repeat DNA binding; telomerase inhibitor activity. Gene Ontology annotation, cellular component: CST complex. The record is from RefSeq and is a predicted model, not a curated record. Gene Ontology annotation, biological process: negative regulation of telomere maintenance via telomerase.
GAGGAGGUUGGGCCGCUUCUAAUCCGCUCCAGGGGUGGGAGCCGGGCUGAAGGCGGAGUGUGGGGUAAAGGUCGCCGCCGCAUCUCGCCUGCGCCACGCAUGCCCUGGCGUACGGUGCACAGUCAUCCUGCCCCCAGCCUCCCACCUCAGCUGGCUUUGCUCUGAUCACGUGGCAUACUCUUGGUCACGUGGGGAGCUACCUCUUUCCAUUUUUUUUUUCCUUUUACCCCACCAAACAUCAACACCACUCUCAUCCCCACAGCGGAAGGCUACGCUAGUGGGACCUUUGGGACAGAUUUGUCUUGACCAGAUAUUGAGCCCUGUUCUCUGAGGAGCUAAAGGAUGCUCCCCAGAGCUGGGAUCUAUUACUUUCCUUGGGAGAUCGGUUCUGGUGUAGUCCCAGAAGGAGAAACUGUAAGAACAUAUGGCAGAUUCCAUUGUUAUGAUAUGGUUCGGUCCAGGGUUACUUUGGUGGCCCAACAUCAAUCAGUCCAGCAUCAGGUCCACGUCUGCACUAAGUUUGUGGAGCCAUUCCAAGCCCAGACUGGGUCCCUGUAUAUUGUGCUCGGGGAACAUGAACAGAGUGAAGAUAAAGUUUCCAUGAUAAAGGCUCGUGUGCUGACUUGUGUGGAGGGGAUGAACCUGCUCCUGUUAGAACAAGCCAUCCAUCAGCAGAGGGAGUACCAGCAGGAGAGAGAACAACAGGAGAGCAAGAACAACUGGCUCGCACCCAGGCCCGUACCACCUUGACAGAUUCAUUGGUCUUUUCCUGGGAGCAGAGGCGUACAUCUGGCCCCUGUCCCUUAUUUGCUAUCAUGCCGUGCCAAAAGAAACAAUAGGCUAAGAAGGCAAAUGCCCAUUUUGUAACACUGAAAGGAGUAAUUGUUUUGUAAUUUCUGGAAGAACACUCUAGAAACUCAUCUGUUUCCCUCCACCACAGCCCAUCUGCUGGUGCCAAAAUCCAGGUGUAAGAGUCCAAGCAUCUCUUUCCCCCCAGAGCCCACUUGUUUUCCCAGACACAUUUCUUCUUGUAGUAGGGGUCUAGGGUAAGCAAUAUUUUUUUCUACAGGGCAGGGUAUUAAUAAUAUGGGGUAGUUCUUGUGGCCUGUCCCCAGCCCUCCCUAUCCCCUUCUAUUUUGGACCAGGUUGACCCCCAAGAAGACAAAUUUCUCUCUUUGGUCACUGCUUUCACCCUCAGAGAUUACUUCAAGGAAACAUCUUAAAUAAACCUUAGUUAAAGCCUUU